AUGUUUGAUUUAUCUGGCAAUAAUUUCAAGGAACGAUUCCAUCAUCGUUCUUCCAGCUAUCAGCAGGAAAUUUGGAGAGUUUUAAUGUCAGCAAAAAUAGUUUCACAGGUCUUAUCCCUUCCUUUAGCUGGACAAAACUUCCUGCAUUCUCAGGAUUCUGGAUUUCUCAACAAUGAUUUUACAGGUCCAAUUCCUCCAGGACUUGGAAAUUGCUCAAGACUUCAGGUUUCCGGGCAGCCUGGUCAAGUUCCUUCCUGGAUAAGUAAUCUCAGGAAAUUACAGUUCUUGGACUUAAGUUUGAAUCAAAUCACUGGUUCAAUUCCAGGGUGGUUAGGGACUAUGACAACUCCAUUCUACACCGAUUUGUCUUAUAACCUUCUGUCCGGAGAGUUUCCGAAGGAACUUGGCGGAUUGCCAAUGUUGGUAUCAGAAUUACAGACUGCGAAAAAAAUUGGUGGGAGCCGCUUAGAGUUACCUCUCUCUAUUCCUCCCAAUAUCAAUGCUUCUAAUGAAGAAUAUUAUAGUCUCCUCAGCUUACCACCAUCAAUAUUCCUCCAAAACAAUAGUCUCAGUGGCAGUAUCCCCAUUGAGAUUGGCCAAUUACAAUUUCUUCAAUUGCUUAAUCUCAGCAAUAACAAAUUCUCUGGAAACAUUCCUAAUCAAAUAUCGCAACUGACUAACUUGGAGAGAUUGGAUAUAUCCAGAAACAAUUUAUCUGGUGAAAUCCCUGCCUCGUUCAGUGGUCUCUACUUCUUGUCGGAGUUCAGCGUUGCAAAUAAUAAUCUUCAGGGUCUGAUACCUUCAGGAGGUCAGUUUCAUACUUUUUCCAUCUCCAACUUUGAAGGAAAUCCAGGUCUGUGUGGUGAUAUUAUAGAAACCUCAUGUUCUAUUCAAACAAGAACGAAUAAUAAUCCUGUUCCUUCUCCAAGUGAAUCUUCAAAAAAGGAGCUUGUUUAUGGACUCACUGCUGGAGUUGUUUUCGGAUUUAUUAUAGGGUCCAUAGGUGGGAUUUUUUGCCCAAUUCGUGUAUAUAGUUUAUUCAGAACUCUCUGA
This is a messenger RNA of Pistacia vera, 1053 nucleotides long. Its product is annotated as receptor-like protein 2. Gene Ontology annotation, molecular function: protein binding. Lineage: Eukaryota; Viridiplantae; Streptophyta; Magnoliopsida; Sapindales; Anacardiaceae. Bases 1 to 1053 code for a protein of 350 amino acids. The record is from RefSeq and is a predicted model, not a curated record. The transcript has 2 exons.